AUGGAUCUAAUCUACUUAAUAUCGAUAUUCGUAGCUCUUUUGAUUGUUCUAGUGACACUUCUAUUCUUGAGGAAUAAGGAUAAAUCAAAAAAAGCACCACAAAAUGAGCAAAAGCAACAACAGCAACCAGCAGCACGAGCUAAUCAAUUACAAAGGGGUCAAGGAAGAAAUCGCGUAAGAGCAGCAGAACAUCAACAGCCAUUACAACAACAGCAACAAAAUGUAGAUGCUGAGGAGCAAGAUUCUGAUAAUGAAAAUACCAAUACUUUAAUUGAUGAGAAAAUGGGAGCAAAAAAGCGUGCAAAACUUGAAGCAAAAGCUGAAAAGAAGGCACAACGUGAGGCAGAAUUGAAGGCUCGCGAGGAACAAAAAAAGAAAGAUGCACUCGUCGACGAAGAACGUAAAAAGCAGGAAGAAAAAGAAGCCUUAGAGGAGAAAAAACGUCUUGAACAAGAACGCAAAGAGCAGGAAGAACGUGAGCGCCGUGAAAAUGAAGAAUACUUGAAAAUGAAGGCACAAUUUGAGGUCCAAGAAGAAGGUUUUGAUGAGGAAGAAAACGAUCAAGAUGAAUUGUUGAAAAACUUUAUCGAUUAUAUCAAGACAAACAAAGUUGUUGUUUUAGAGGAUUUAGCAGCAAAUUUCAAAUUAAAGACUCAAGCAGCUAUUGACAGAAUUAUAGAUUUACAGAAAGAAAAUCGUCUUAGUGGUGUGAUUGACGACCGAGGUAAAUUCAUUUAUAUCUCAGAAGAGGAAUUAAAGGCUGUAGCUAAAUUCAUUCGACAACGAGGCCGUGUAUCAAUAGCUGAAUUAGCUGAGAAUUCUGCAACUUUAAUCAGCCUAUCAAGCUCAUAAAAUGAGAUUUUUUUUAAGUACCUAGCU
This is a messenger RNA of Chironomus riparius, 879 nucleotides long. The record is from the annotation of a GenBank genome assembly. NCBI's taxonomy places the organism in Eukaryota, Metazoa, Arthropoda, Insecta, Diptera, Chironomidae.